Messenger RNA from Octodon degus (degu), 1752 nucleotides. RefSeq names its product TEX13 family member C (gene Tex13c). Bases 1 to 1752 code for a protein of 583 amino acids. Lineage: Eukaryota; Metazoa; Chordata; Mammalia; Rodentia; Octodontidae. The record is from RefSeq and is a predicted model, not a curated record. The transcript has a single exon.
AUGGCCGUCGGAUUUGCGGACCCCGCCAAUGGUUUUCGCUACAUUGAGGUGGUACGAUUUAUCAACGAUGAAAUUUUAAUGAAUGGUGGGGGCCAAGACUUCUACUCGAUCUUCCACUUGCGAUCCUGGAAUGAGAUAGAGGAUGGCCUUCAUAAUACCUUAAGUGACCAGCACAUGCCGCGUAACCACAAGAGGGCAUGUGCCUGGAGUGCGCUAGCCUUGGCAGUGCGGGCACUUGCCAGACAGCGGGAACAACACUUGCGUCUUGUCAGGGAGCUGAAGGAACAGUUGGGAAGCCGAGAGGCGCUUUGUUGGGCCUUGGCAUCAGAGAUGCAGCAGCUGCGCCAGCAGCGAGACCAGGCCACGGCACAGCUGUCCCUUGCAAGAUCUGCCCUGCAGCGGGCACAAAGUGAGUGUGAUGCAUUCCGAGAGAAGCUAUUCCAGUAUGAACAGUUUGCGCAGCUUGUCCCGCUAGCACAAGGUAUAGUAACUGGGACACAUGCUGAGCAAUUUGGGCCUGCAGCCUGGCCCAUAAAUUCUGAGCAGCAAAGAGAUGUAUGGGCUAUGAGAGAGCAUGGAAACAUAUUUUCUGAAACUCCAGUACCAAACCAAACAAGGGCUGUUUACCUGCCAAGUUUGUGGGGCCCAAAUAUGCUGUCUCCUUUUCCAGCCCUAGUACCUCAGUUCUUCCCAUUGCAUGCACCUUUCCCAAUGAAUUUACCAUCCUUGCCAUGUCCAGCACCUAUAAUAGUCACCGAAAAAGAGGCUGGAGUCCCAUUUCAGAUGCCCCCUGUGGGAAUCUACGCACUUGGUCUAUCUGCUUCAGGAGGGUCCCAGGAGGAGAUGGCACCUCUGUGGGACCAGAGUCACUAUGACCAGGUGGAAGACCCUGUGAUGCUACAAGAAUCAGUCCUCCCAGGAGACAACAGAAGCCUCAGCCAGAAAGAAGAUCUUCAGAGGUCUCAGAGAAGGAUACAAGAGGAAGAUCCAGAGAUGUCCCUGGAAAUGACACACCUGGAGGACAGAGGGAACCAUAACCAAGAAGAAGGUCCACUGUGCUUCCAGAGAUUGCCUUUCCUCGGAGAAAAUUGCCAUCAUAGCCAAGGAGAUCAAGGGAGGCCUGAGGGUAUAGCUUCCCUGAGGAACAGCAGAAAGUGCAUGCAGGAAGAAGGUGAGGAGGGAGACCAGGGUAAGGCACCCCCAGGUUUCAGUGUUACUCACAAGCAGGCAAAAUAUAUAGAGAGGGCUGAGGGCAUGACUUAUCUAGGCCUCAGCAGGAGCCCUAUCAGGGGAAAUGAUACUGAAUGCAUUCAGCCAAUGACAUCUCCAGGGACUGGAAAAAGCCCUACCCAAGGAUGUGUAGAAAAAGCUCAAGUUGGGAUAUCCUCAAAGUUCAGUACCACCCAGAAAGAUGCAGAAAGACCCCAGUGUAUGACAGCCUCAGCAUUGAGAAAUAACAACCAGGAAGAAAAUACAAAGAGAAUCAAGACCACUGUGCAGAAGAGCUGGAGUCAAGCUGUGAGAGAAAGCCCCAAGAAACAGCAGCCCCAGCAGGGGAAAGCCAAGAAAGCACAAGCAAUAAAAGCUGUGGAAUCCCAACAACAGAAGUGUGUUUCAUGCUCUAGCCCAGUAAGUUGGGUCUGCAUGUGGUGUAGAGUGAUAAAUUUUCCAUGGCGCAGGGCCUGUUAUAAGUGCAAGAAGGUCCGUUCAGCAGCUGAGAGUGGAGAUGCUGACCCUGGACACACUCACUAA